AUUUAUCUCAUUCUUGUUUUAGCGUGACCAAUGAUCGAACAUACAUGAUGGAUGAGGAAAUUAGGCACUGUCGUCCGAGUGAGCGGCGCAAAUAUAUAAAAUGGGGAGCGGACGAUUUCUGGGACUCGCAUGGCAUUACAUAGAUCUGGUUCAUAUCUUUCCUUGUCUUUUUGCUCGCAAUUUCUUUCCGUCCAUUUCUGCCUGUCGUCAUUCUGUCACGUUCCUUUCCCCCUUCUAUUUCUCUUCUCUAUUACUACUUAUAUCUCUCUUCUUUUUUUUUUUUUUUUUCUUCUCCUUGCCCCUUUUCCUUUUCUCUUUUACCUCCAAGUUUUCUCAUCUCUGGAGACGUCUCUAUUUCUUUUUCCAAGCAUUCUUCAUUCUCCUCCCCGCCAUUUCCACGGAGUGUUCUCAUUUUCAUACCAUUUCCUAUUGUAUUCCGCUCGUCUCCUUUGUUGAGCUCUCUCUCCAACUACAUGAUCCUAGCAAAUUCAAAUAUCUAGCAACUAGCUGCCAAAAAGUUGCCAGCAUGGUCCCCACUGCUCGGGGAGGGUCUCGAGUCCUGCGUCCACAGUGUGUCAGUAUCACUGAACUCCAUAUCGCCUUACAUGGAAGAAAAAUCAAAGCUGAGUUACGGAAACCGACAGACACACAGCUGCUGCUAUUCGAGAAAAUUGGGGUGUCUAAUACAAUUGGUUGUGCUUAUCCAUGAGGUUGUCUGAUCGAUUGGCUAUGGAAAAAGAACGCAGAUGACCCAUCUGUAUGGAAGGAAACUUAAAAAAAAAAAAAAAGAGGAGGAAGAAGAAUGGUUCCUAACGCAUCAUGUGAGUUAUUAUUUUUCACCUGUAUAUUGUGGCAUAUAUGCGUGUUGGUCAUGUGCUAUGCUGCCUAUCCUGUGAAAGUCU
This is a messenger RNA of Aspergillus costaricaensis CBS 115574, 902 nucleotides long. RefSeq lists its product as uncharacterized. Bases 101 to 709 code for a protein of 202 amino acids. The record is from RefSeq and is a predicted model, not a curated record. NCBI's taxonomy places the organism in Eukaryota, Fungi, Ascomycota, Eurotiomycetes, Eurotiales, Aspergillaceae. The transcript has 2 exons.